AUGAAAACAAAAACAUUUCUGAAUGGGGUGCGUCCAGAAUAUAAUUCCGAUCGACCUGUAUCCAUUACCGCAAAGCUGACUGACCGUAGUAAAAUCAACACAAUUCUUAAUGCCCAAAAGCUAAAGAAAAUUGCUAAACAACCAUUGCCUUUCUUUAUUACAACGCAGCAACCUGCAUCUAUUGUUUCCGCUCGAAACAAGGUGUUUGAUACGGCAGAUAGUUUGCGCAGCCAAAACAUCACUGUUAAGAUUCAAAAGAAUCAGGUCAUCUUGCCCAACGGCUCCACAUAUAAAGAUGACGUACCAUUUCUCACAAAUGCAGAUGCUUUAUUGGUAACACCUGAAGAGACAGAACACCUAGACUCGGUUGAAAUAAAAAACUCGGACCCAAUCAAAAAGGACGGUUCGGAAUUUAUGGCUUUCGGUGCUCGAGUUAAAAAUGUGGAUGAUGUGAAGAAGAUGUACAGCAAAGUCCUAAUAGAUCCCUAUGCAGCAAGUGCUGAUAACCGAAUUUUGGUGUACAGAUUAUCUACAGAGAACGGUACCGUUCACGAAAAUUAUCAUGACGAUUCAGAACACGGGGCUGGGCGUAAGAUGCUGCGCUACAUGAAAGAAAACAAUAUAAACAAUGCAGCUUUCGUUAUCACAAGGUGGAUGGGGGAUGCCCAUAUUGGACCCCAGAGAUUUUCAAUUAUGGAACAAGUGAUUAAUGAAGUCGCCAAUUCUUUAGAAAUGUGACUUUUCAAACAGUUUAAGACUGACGGUAACUAUAAUAUCAGGUGACCUUUUUGAUCUUGUAAAUAUGUUCAUUUUUCAUAUAUAGGCCUAAGUACGAAUAUUAAUGCCGUUUUCCCUUCAAAUUCAAUACAACGAAAGUUUUUAUUAAGAAUAUUAUUUUUGUUUAAUAUAUAAAUGGGUAAAGCCGGAUUUAAAAGUAGUUUUCAACUUGGAAAAUAUAUUCAUACUUUUCCGGA
Saccostrea cuccullata (small rock oyster) is the source of this 974-nucleotide messenger RNA. RefSeq lists its product as uncharacterized. The transcript has 2 exons. The record is from RefSeq and is a predicted model, not a curated record. The coding region runs from base 1 to 738 and encodes 245 amino acids. Gene Ontology annotation, cellular component: cytoplasm. Gene Ontology annotation, biological process: regulation of translational initiation; GCN2-mediated signaling. NCBI's taxonomy places the organism in Eukaryota, Metazoa, Mollusca, Bivalvia, Ostreida, Ostreidae.